Molecule: messenger RNA, 1683 nt
Organism: Wallemia ichthyophaga EXF-994
Lineage: Eukaryota; Fungi; Basidiomycota; Wallemiomycetes; Wallemiales; Wallemiaceae
Product: Nuclear envelope morphology protein 1
Exons: 6
Coding region: 1-1683 (560 amino acids)
Biological process (GO): L-phenylalanine biosynthetic process
Molecular function (GO): prephenate dehydratase activity; protein serine/threonine phosphatase activity
Source: RefSeq, a predicted model, not a curated record
AUGAAAUUGGGAUAUUUGGGACCAGUUGGGAGUUAUUCGAAUAUAUUAACAGAGAAAUACUUUGCUCACUCCACAUACACUCUCCACCCGCACUCGCAGAUACAGCAGCUCUUUGAAAAUCUCGACAGCGACGCAAUUGAGUUGGCGAUUGUACCGAUCAGGAAUUCAACGUUUGGGGAGGUACGCGAGAGUGCUGAGGAGAGAGCAAUACGGCCGAAGCUGCGAAAGCUAAGAGAAUAUUCACUCAAAGUGGAGCAUUGUCUUGUGGGAAGGCAGGGAAGUAAGGUGGAAGACGUACAAUUGGUCAGCUCACACGAGCAAGCGCUGGGACAGUGUAGGGAGUAUUUAGCAGGCAGAGGCAUAGCCAAACACCUCAAAGCAUCUUCUACCGCUAACGCUACGCAUUCUUUGUCAACACAAAACUCAAUUGAAGGCGUGGAUGUGGGGAAAUGUGCGAGUAUCUGCUCAGAGAGUUGCGCAGGUUUGUUCGAUAAUCUUGCUAUACUGGAUAAAGGUAUACAAGAUAACAAAGACAACACUACAACAUUCUAUCUCAUGUCUUAUAGAGAUAUUGAUGGGCAUUCACAGUCACCAAUCACCACUCAACAGAAUAACCUUUUUGCGCCGUUGAGAAGAUCGCGGAGGAGUAGAUAUAGGAGAGCUUAUGCAAGUGCAGACAUACAUCUACAAUUCAAUACACCUAGAGUGCGCAGCAAUAGCCUAAAUAGAUCCAUCUUCCAAUAUUUAUACACUUUCUUUUCAAAAGCCGAGAAGCCGACGCAUACGCAGCCAAUCAACGACGAAUCCAAUCUACACAAGGAGAAGGAUCAAUUGGAUGAGUUCUUGAGCGUCGAUAGUAGCAGUGGCAGUGGUACUGUCAAGAAGCGCCCAUCGUAUCAUGAUUUACUCACAAACCCACCAAAACAAAAACAAUCAAACAAAACCAAAGACCAGCAAAAUCCAUUUGCGCCGCCCUUUAAUAGGCGACGAACAACCUCUAGUGACGGUUUACUUCCGAAUCCAUUGCCUUCGCGAAAUUUGUUGGCUGUGAGUGGUGGCAGUACAACUACAACACCUUCAACAUCUUCAUCGCCUUCUCAUACCCCUUCAAUCGUUGAGCAACAAAAGAAGUUGACAAGCAAGUCAACAGGCGUGCACAUGCCAAAAACUUUGGUACUUGACUUGGAUGAAACACUGAUUCACUCUACUAGCAAAGCACCCGCACGUAUCGCCAAUUCUUUCAGUCUUGGUUUGAGAGGUGUUUUGCAGGGAGGCAGUAAUGAUGGCGGUGCACAUAUGGUUGAAGUAGUUUUAGGUGGUAGAUCGGUACUCUAUCAUGUCUAUAAACGACCUCACUUAGAUUUCUUUUUAAAAAAAGUGGCUAGUUGGUAUACACUUGUGAUAUUCACCGCAUCAAUGCAAGAAUACGCAGAUCCUGUUAUUGAUUGGAUAGACGGUGGCAGGGGGGUGUUUGCAAAGAGGUUAUUCAGGGAAUCAUGCACACAAGCCUCGAAUGGAUCUUAUAUGAAAGAUCUAGAUGUUAUAGAUAAGGACAACGAUUUGAGUAGAGUAGCUCUAGUCGAUAAUUCACCUAUCAGCUACUCGAUAAAUCCAGCCAAUGGGAUACCAAUAUCUGGACAGUCUGCGCUUCACAACGGACGUUCGACGUGUUUUAGGAGUUAG